CAGACACACAGCCACAUGACCACAGAUGUUAAGCGCACAGAGACAGUGGGAUAGAGGGACUGAUGAACUGAGCAGGACGAGUAAAGGGACUCAUAUAUCUUAUUGCCAUGGAAAUGUCACAACACUGAAAACAGACAUCAAAACAAUCAAGACAGCAACAGCAUCAUCAGCGACUGCAGACAGCACACUUUUAACAAGGCCUAAGGAUGUGGGUCCUUGUGGGUGUGGUCUGUCUGUUUCAGUUCGUGACUGGGCAGCUGUUGGACACCAAACCUCGAGUGGCCUCACCCCGUUACAUCUGCAGUGUCCCCGGCUUACCUGGCGCGCCAGGUAAACCGGGCCCUCCGGGCCCGCCAGGGGAUGACGGCUUCAACGGGAUCCCAGGCAGAGACGGCAGGGACGGACGGAGAGGGGAGAAGGGACAGAAGGGGGAAGUAGGGACAAAGGGAAGAGUCGGCCCUACUGGUAAGAUGGGGCAGCGUGGAGAAAGGGGCCCCCAGGGCAAAAGGGGCCCAGGUGGUGAUGGUGGGAACCCAGGUCCUGAGGGCCCCCUCGGGCCUCUGGGCGAAAAAGGGGACAAUGGCCAACGGGGUCCCCCGGGCACACCGGGCAUCUGCAAGUGUGGAAGCCUGGUGCCCAAAUCGGCCUUCUCCGUUGGCAUCACCAGCAGCUACCCUGCUGAAAAGAUUCCCAUCAUAUUCAAUAAGGUCCUCUUCAACGAGGGGGAUCACUACAACCCACAGACCGGCAAAUUCAUUGGAGCUUACCCGGGUGUCUAUUAUUUUUCCUAUGACAUUACACUGGCCAACAAGCACUUGGCGAUAGGUCUGGUGAAGAAUGGUGAAUAUCGGAUCAAGACCUUCGAUGCAAACACAGGAAACCAUGACGUGGCCUCGGGUUCUACCUUGAUGUAUCUCAAUCCAGAGGAUGAGGUGUGGUUGGAGAUCUUUUACAAAGACCAAAAUGGCUUGUUCUCUGAUCCUGGCUGGGCAGACAGCCUCUUCUCUGGCUUCCUGCUCUAUGCUGACACAAACUACUUGGACUCUUUGGCAGAGGAUUAUGCAUAGCUCUCACCUCACACUGAACUGCAAUUGGAGGGGGGCAACUGUCUAUUGUAAGAUGGAAAUAUAACCUCAAAACCAUCCAAUGUUUCAAGUAAAGAAUUAUUUAUUGUAAUUGUACUGAUAUAGUGAUUAUUCAUUUGAUAUACCAUAUUAUUCAGGGUAAACAAUGGAAGUUUUAUGCUGUAUAUUAAGAUUAUUUAUUUUAGCAGUGUGUAUGUUGAUGACAAUACUUCAUGGAUGUAUAAGAUGUAUUGCCAUUACCAGCUAUACAUCCAUUAAGUAUUGUCCAUUUGUACAGGAACUAUCAUAUAUAUUUUAAUAAAGGUGUAUGGUAUC
Molecule: messenger RNA, 1400 nt
Organism: Alosa alosa (allis shad)
Lineage: Eukaryota; Metazoa; Chordata; Actinopteri; Clupeiformes; Clupeidae
Product: complement C1q tumor necrosis factor-related protein 7
Exons: 3
Coding region: 207-1067 (286 amino acids)
Molecular function (GO): protein binding
Source: RefSeq, a predicted model, not a curated record